Messenger RNA from Nezara viridula (southern green stink bug), 1827 nucleotides. The record is from the annotation of a GenBank genome assembly. Lineage: Eukaryota; Metazoa; Arthropoda; Insecta; Hemiptera; Pentatomidae.
GCCAAUAUUUACGCAACUUGACUUCUCAUUUCAAAUAUAUAAAAGAUAACUAAGACGUUAUUUGUUUAAUUUUAUUAAUUUUAGUCAUGAAUUAUUUUCAGAAGAUUAUUUUUCAUUGCAAUUUUCUGAAUUGAAUUCGUUUGAUCUCAUGUUACAUCAUAUCUAGAGAUAAGUUAAUCUUUGUUGUGGUUAGAAUUGUGAUUUAGUAAAGUAGUUGAUCUAUUUCAAAAUGCUGACUUUGUAUAGGAAUGUUGGUUCUCCAUGUUUAAGUUUGUGUAUUGUACGAAUGAAGCACAAUAUUUCUGAUAAAAUCAAACAGAAAAUUGCUGAUGGUCCAAGCCUUGAAGAGUUUUUAGCUGGAGAUGUUACUGACAAAGAAACUUGGGCGGACUACAAGGGUAAAAUUAAAAGGGAAAAAGGAGAAAAUGAAAGACUUAGACUUCCACCUUGGCUCAAAAGAGAGAUUCCAAUUGGUGAAAAUUAUUCUAAGAUAAAAGAACAAUUAAGAGGGUUGAAUUUACAUACUGUGUGUGAAGAAGCUCGGUGCCCCAAUAUUGGUGAGUGUUGGGGUGGUGGAGAACAUGGUACUGCUACUGCAACUAUAAUGGUUCUUGGAGAUACUUGUACUAGAGGAUGUAGAUUUUGUUCCGUAAAAACAUCAAGAGCACCCCCGCCACCUGAUCCUAAUGAACCUCAAAACACUGCUAAAGCAAUAGCCUCUUGGGGUCUAGAUUAUGUAGUACUCACAUCAGUAGAUAGGGAUGAUCUGCCAGAUGGUGGCUCCAGCCAUUUUGCAGAAACAGUUAAAGAAAUAAAGAAACAAAAUAGCAACAUUCUUGUAGAGUGUUUAGUUCCGGAUUUCAGGGGAGAUGUCAUUGCUGUAAGGACUAUUGCUGAAUCAGGCCUUGAUGUAUAUGCUCAUAAUAUUGAAACUGUUGAAUCAUUGACACCUUUUGUUAGAGACCAUCGAGCAAAGUACAGGCAAUCACUUACUGUCUUGAAAGCAGCCAAAGAAAUUAACCCCGAGUUAAUCACAAAGUCAUCUGUAAUGUUGGGUUUAGGGGAAAAAGAUGAAGAAAUAGAACAAACUUUAAAAGAUUUAAAGGAAGCUGGUGUUGAUUGUAUAACAUUAGGACAGUAUAUGCAGCCAACCAAGAGGCAUUUAAAAGUUGUAGAAUAUGUUACUCCAGCCAAGUUUGCACAUUGGGAAAAUAUUGGGAAUGAAAUGGGUUUCUUAUAUACCGCAAGUGGGCCUUUGGUCAGAAGUUCAUUCAAAGCAGGAGAAUUUUUUCUCACAGCAGUUUUAAAAUCAAAAAAAGAAUCCCAGUAGUGCUUAUUUGCCAGCUGUAGCAGCUUUUGAUUUGAUUAUUAGAUAUACCUUAAAAUGGGUGAUCUUUAGACCUAGGGUGUAACAUUUCUUCAAAACUAGAAUAUUUUCUUUGAUGAUGUAUUUAAAAACUUAUGAAUGACUUAGAAAUGAAUUUUCUAGAGAAAAGACCUGUUUACAAACAGUAAUUUAUGAAACAAAGUUUUUUUUUUAAGUUGGAUAUAGAAGUGGUUUUAAUUUUGAAUCAAUGUUACACACCAAGGUGUAAAGAUUCCUUAUUUUACGGUAUUUAAGAUUGGUUUUCAUGUUACCAUUGUUGAGCUAUAAAUUACUUUAUUUUUAUAUAAUGAAAAUUAUUUUUAUUGAGGUUGUCAUUCUAAAUGAAAAAAAAUCUUGAAAUGGCAGCGAGGAAACAUCAGUGAUAGAAAUUUAAUUUUUAGAUAGUAUUUCAGUUAUAAUAUAUAAUGUUUACUUUUUUCCAUUUUUUUCUUUUGGUUUUA